GAAGAAGAAGAAGAAGAAGAAGCAGAAGAAAUGUAUGUAGUGGAAGAUAAGGAUUGGGAAGAGAAAGCGAAAAAAAUAAUUAGUAUAGAUCUCGCCGAUGAUUUUCCCGAACGAAGUAAAACCAUAUACGAGUUAGAUUCCUAUGAAGCCAGUGGCCCUUCAUUUUAUGAUAUCUUACAACUUGGUAAAAUAGAUGAAGUCCCAUCAAAACAACAAGAAAUUCAUUAUUCCACGUCUAUGGGUGCUGGUGUAGCAAGGAUCGAUUUAUCUCCUUCAAUUCAACAAACGAUCGGUUGCGUCAUCGGUGAGAAUGUCACUACGGAAUAUCCAUGGGUAUGGGUACAAAAGGAAACCAUCGAAGACGAUCUCCAUCUUCACUCUGAGAGCAGUGAGUUCUUGUCGAUGAAGAACGAGAUCCUUGAGUAUCCUGAAAGGAGAAUGCUGAUCGGUUACGCCCCUUCUGUCACCGAGGAGGGCCAAUUUUACAUUUGUCUAAGCAUCGAGGCAAAGGAAACCGUAUUGCAGCAAAUUCAAAUUCAGAGGCGGAGUCAUGAGAUUCGCGUGAGGAACGCCGUUUACAAGCAGCCAGGCAAGUGGAAGGAUCUAGGAAGUGGCAAGGAGGUCGACGAGAACGUUAUCAAGAAUCAAAGGCCCCAAAUCGAGAUUGAGGUCGUAUCUACGGCGAAUUUGCUCAACGUGCCAAUGAAUCUGGUAGACAGGAGAGCGGACGAUCAAAGGGACGGAUACAUCGACUUGCUGCCAUAUCGGCAGACAUUCGAGAACGUGUCACGAAGCACGAUAAGCAGGCCCACGCAAGUGACGCCCAGCAUCAAGGACAACGACGCCCAGACCCCGCCUUCAAUACCCGUAAAUUCCUGGUUUCAAUACCAAUAUGAGUACAAGCCGAUCGAUAUAUCCGCCUUUACAGAAGAAGAUAUCGAGAAUCUCACGAGAUUUCUACGACGUUAUACCGACAUUAUAUGCGAUCAGGUGCAAAUGAACGCGACGUGGGAUAUUUAUGCGGACGAUUAUACAAAUCUUGCGCAGUACGAAAGAGAUACGAAAGCACCGAUACCAGUAGAAUACAGAGAAUAUCAAAGUUUUUACAGCAAGCUUCAAACGAAGAACAAGGUCAUUAAUGAUCUAUCUUGGCAUCCUUUGUGGACUGGUAUCGCUUGCGUGACCUAUACUCAUUACGGCAAUUCAGAAUACUUUUUGGGUCAAGAAGUGUACGAAGAGGUCCUCAGAGAUUGUGAAGGUGAUAAUUUAGCAUUAGUGUGGUCCUUCAAUGAUUGUUUGAGUCCAAAGUUGGUCCUGGAAUGCCCAAGGGAGAUCAAGUCAAUCUCCAUUUGUCCUUUAGAUGGUAGGAUCAUCAUUGGUGGUUGUGCGAACGGUCAGAUCGCCAUUUGGUCCUUACCGGAUAAUAUUGAAAGCAUAGAAACGAUAAUAGAUCCCACUUCCAUUCAAGUGAAAUAUAAAAUUACUCUACGGUCUCUGAUAACGUGGAUGAAAGAUACCCUUAAAUCGUCGAUCUUAAGACCGGUAGCAAUGUCCUCAUUGCAAUACAGCCAGAAAGCUGCUAUAACCAAAAUAACUUGGAUACCGUCUUACUACAAGGUCGAGAAGAACGGUAGAAUCACAUCUUUGGAGAACGAUACGACCUUCGAAAAUCUUUCCAUGCAAUUCAUUACCUGUAGCAUGGAUGGAACCAUUGCCUUUUGGGAUCUCAAGUUAGUAUUCACAAUGUUUGCAAAGGAGGAAACUAAGAAAGUAAAUCAAAAAAAAGCAUAUCCUCCUAUAUUGAUGGAAUCUGUUUCACCCUUUCGAUCGUUCGAUCGUAUUUGGAAACCAUAUUACAUACUUUUCAUUCAAUAUCCAAACGAGAGUCGUUAUCCGAUGUUAAGCACGUUCACCAUGUACUUUCCGAAAUUAAAGAAAGACGAAGCAUUUCCAGUUAUGAAGAUGGAUAUUUCAACAAGACGAUGCUUUAAAUUCAUAUUGGAGAAACCCGAUUAUAUAAUGGAACCGGAAAUUUUUAUUGGCACAGUCGAAGGUUAUGUCGGACUUAUUACUUGGGAGGGAUUCGAAAACCUUUCAGACGUUAACAGUUUGACUAAUCGAGAAAAAUGCAAAUGGAAGUGGAUAAAGCGUAUACACGAUGGGCCGGUUACGCACAUGGCGAGAUCCGAGUUUCACAAGAAUAUCGUUGCUACCAUAGGCGGACGUAUUUUUGCUGUUUGGAGAGAGGACUUUGGAGAGCCGGUUAUUUGGAAAAAAUCGGAACUGCGUUACUCGGGUUGCUGCUGGACCAACAUCCGUCCAACGAUUUUACUUUUGGCGCGAUUAGACGGAUCCAUAGAAAUUUGGGACUUCAUCGUCAAGAGUCAAGAACCGACUAUUACGCAAAGCGUGUCUGGCCAUAUAAUUAUGGGCGUUUAUAUACAUGAAUUACCCUUGGACCCACAGUGCAUAGCAAUCUGCGACUAUAAUGGUACUCUGAGGAUAUUCACCGCCCCUCCAAUAUUACUGACGUUCGACGUUAGCAAUAUUAAAUGGAUGCAAGAUUAUGUCGAUCAGCAAGUCGAUAGAAUAUCUAAAUUUAAAAACUGGCAAGAUGCUUGGAAUAUAAAGAACUUUGAAAGGAUCCAUAAGAAAAAGAAAUUAGACGAGAAGGAAGUAGAAGAGAAACGUUUAGAAGCAAAAAUAAAGCAUCAAGAAGAAAUGGCCGAGAUAUUAAGGAAAGCCAAAGAAGAAGAAAAGACAAAAAGAAAAAAACGGAAGCCUUGGCAAUUUAUAGAAGAAACUAAAGAACGUUGGCGUGAGAUGGAAAUGAAACGCAUGCAAAUAACUGUCCUCGAGAAGAAAGGUCUCAGGAGGGACGUUCUUGAGAGACAACGAGCGCCAAUUUUAAAAUUACGCCAAGAAGCUCAGAGAAAAGAUAGAAAAAUUCGCAAGAUUCUGCAAGAACGAGACCAGAUUUUCAAGGAGACCAUAACUUUUCUCUUUCCGGAGCAGGAAAUCAAUCAUAAAUCGGACGAUCGCGAUCAAAUAUCCUUGCCUUACAUCAUCCCGAAGCCCUUAAAAGAUACAAAAUUAACGACUGAAAUCCCUAUCGAGAAAUCUAAGGUUCAAGAAGAGGCACAACGAAUAAUUGAGGAAUAUCACGCAGUCGAACAAGAAGCUUUGGAAAAAAUGUUAUAUCAAGAAUUUCGCCACGUGUUCGAUUGGCCAACCGUUUUAAAGAAAGCGAGACAACGAAAGCACAGUAUUUAUAUAUAAAAAUAUCAAUGAAUACAAUUUCCAAUAGUAUGAAUUAUA
Molecule: messenger RNA, 3318 nt
Organism: Vespa mandarinia (Asian giant hornet)
Lineage: Eukaryota; Metazoa; Arthropoda; Insecta; Hymenoptera; Vespidae
Product: dynein axonemal intermediate chain 3
Biological process (GO): cilium movement involved in cell motility; inner dynein arm assembly
Cellular component (GO): inner dynein arm
Molecular function (GO): dynein light chain binding; dynein heavy chain binding
Source: RefSeq, a predicted model, not a curated record